GAAACCCUCAAGGGUGUGCCACCUUCACAUGGCUGGGCACAGAGCACUGUGGUAAGGGUUUGGGAGCUUAGCCAAGCAGGUGCCUGCUGUGGAAACACAGGUUGGACCUGCCCAGAUUGGAAGGACCUUGUCAGGGAAAGGUGUGUGUGUGUUUAGGCAGGGGUCCCAUGCUUGUCUCGUCUGCUUGGCGAGUCUUGAAUGUGAAAACUGGUUCCAGGUGGUGGAAAUGGAGCAGGGGCCUGAAAGCCUGGGUAGAUGCAAGUUGGGCGGGGCUGGGUCCUGAGCUUUGUCUUUCGGUGUUUGCGGAACCUGGGGUGCAGGUGUGCCAAGUCUGAGGCUCCAGGGUUGUUGCACAGAACAGCUGCCUCCAACUGACUGCCCAGUCCCCCAGAGAAGUGACUGAAAUAGAGGUUGUAGCCUAGGCGCUGCUGCUCCAUCCAGUCCCUCCACAUAGCCUCUCAAGAUGGUCCUGCGGCUCCUGCUCCAUCUCACCUUCCUCGGGCUUGGAACCACUCAGCCUUUGGCUCAGCAGCAGGGCUUUAACGCGCCGGCAUUUGACUGGCCAUCCUUCUCCAACCUCAACUCACCCCAGGAGGUUCCGGAUCCCAUCCAGAUUCCAAACAACGGAAGCAAGCCCCUGGUGGUCGAUGUGCAGGUGUUUGUGUCCAAUGUGUUUAACGUGGACAUCCUUCGGUACACGGUGUCCUCCACAUUGCUGCUUCGGCUGUCCUGGCUGAACACACGCCUGGCCUUGAAUUCAACUGGGCACCAGCAGAACCCAAUCAUGCUGCCCUGGGACGUGCUCUGGAUGCCGAGACUCACUGUUCGGGAGGCCCUCUGGGUGAACUGGCAGGACAAGAAUCCGCAGGCCCGCGUAGACGGGGACGGCCACAUCGAGUUCUACCUGGCCCUCACCACGGAGACCAACUGCGACUUUGAGCUCUUCCACUUCCCUAGGGACCAGAGUGACUGCCACCUCACCUUCUUCGCUUUCAGCAACACCGUGAGGGAGCUGGAGUUCCAGGUCCACGCGGUGAACGAGAUUGUGAGUGUCAAGAGGGAGUUCGUGGUUCAGGAUCUGAAAACCGAAAUCCCAUCCCAGCACCUGGUACCCUGCUUCCAGGUGACGUUGCGCCUGCAGAACACAGCGCUAAAGGCCAUCUUAACGCUCCUGGUCCCUGGGGAGGCGCUGCUGCUGGCUGACCUGUGCGGGGGGCUGCUGCCCCUCCACACUGAGCGCAUCGCCUACAAGGUGACCCUGCUUCUGAGCUACCUCGUCUUCCACUCCUCCCUGAUACAGGCCCUGCCCAGCUCCUCCUCCUGCAACCCCCUGCUAGUUUACUACUUCACCAUCCUGCUGCUGCUGCUCUUUGUCAGCACCACCGAGACUGUGCUGUUGACCGGGCUCCUGGCCCAGGGCAACCUCAGGGCAGAGGACAGCCCCAUUCCAGCGCUGAAUGGGGAGCAGCACAACCGCGGGAAGCCAGGGCCUAACCCUGAAGAAGCCCCUGGAGCACGGAAGGGGUCCCGAAGGAGCUGGGCGGAGGCUGCUGACCACAUCUUCUUCCAUGUGUAUGUGGCAGGGGUGGCGUGUAGCCAGAUCAUCUUCAUUGUGCUCUGGAUGUGGGCGACAUGCAAGUCGGAACCCGCCCCUGGAGCAGCCGCACCCCACGGCGGGCAGCCCAGGCUGUAACGGGCAAGGCCCAGGGCUGCAGACCUGGGGGGCGAGGGCUGUGACGGGGCCUCUGGAGGGGGAGGGAGGUGGACUCUCUUCCCUCAGCCUGGAGGACCCCCGGCCACCCCAAGCUCUCCUUCUUGUUAGCACGUAAGCAAGGAGUGUGGAAUAAACACAUCACCCCAGGGCAAGGGCGCCUCUGGGGUCUGUCUCUGUCA
Capra hircus (goat) is the source of this 1893-nucleotide messenger RNA. RefSeq names its product zinc activated ion channel (gene ZACN). Gene Ontology annotation, biological process: signal transduction; regulation of membrane potential; monoatomic ion transmembrane transport. Gene Ontology annotation, molecular function: transmembrane signaling receptor activity; extracellular ligand-gated monoatomic ion channel activity; neurotransmitter receptor activity. The record is from RefSeq and is a predicted model, not a curated record. The transcript has 9 exons. Gene Ontology annotation, cellular component: neuron projection; membrane; synapse. The coding region runs from base 464 to 1693 and encodes 409 amino acids. Lineage: Eukaryota; Metazoa; Chordata; Mammalia; Artiodactyla; Bovidae.